AACCGCAGCCUAUGCGCGCCGGGUUCCGGGCGGGGGCUUCCUUGGCGCCCCGGCUUCCGGCGCUGAGCUCGCUGCCGCCCCAGCGCGGUAUGGAGGCGAAGGAGGCAUCCACGCCAGCUACCGGCGGCGGAUGCUCGGUGUCAGCGGAGGAGAUCGAAAAGUGGAUGGAGGAGGCCAUGCAAAUGGCCAAAGAAGCCCUAGAAAAUAUUGAAGUUCCUGUUGGCUGCCUUAUGGUCUACAACAAUGAAGUUGUGGGGAAAGGAAGGAAUGAAGUUAACCAAACCAAAAAUGCUACUCGACAUGCAGAAAUGGUGGCCAUCGACCAGGCCCUAGACUGGUGCCGGGGGAGCGGCCGGAGCCCCUCGGCGGUGUUCGAGCGCACGGUGCUGUACGUCACGGUGGAGCCGUGCAUCAUGUGCGCAGCUGCCCUCCGCCUCAUGAAAAUCCCGCUGGUUGUGUAUGGCUGUCAGAAUGAACGUUUUGGUGGUUGUGGCUCUGUUCUAGAUAUUGCCUCUGCUGAUUUACCAAAUACUGGGAGACCGUUUCAGUGCAUUCCGGGGUAUCGGGCUGAGGAAGCAGUGGAAAUGUUAAAGAACUUCUACAAACAAGAAAAUCCGAACGCACCAAAAUCAAAGGUUCGGAAAAAGGAGUGUCAGAGAUCCUGAGUUUGUUCUAACAAAGGACUAAUGCCCCUGGAUGAAAUUCUUGCCUGAAUGCUGGUGACAUCAUCGAAUCAGAUGUUAUAUAUCGUCCUUAACCUGUGGGAAAAAUGGUCUCUCAUCAUUUCCUCUGUUAAAGGAACAAAUGAACACUUUGACAAAGUCUGACAAUUGCAAUAAACUAUUAAUCAGUUUUUCCACAAGCUGGAAAGUAAAAGCUUGAGGUUUUAGAAAUUAGUAAGCAGGACAAUGCACUUCUUGCCAAAAGCAUCACCAGUUCAGGACAGUGCUGUCAGAGCAGGUACCUGCAGGUGCAAUUACCUGGCGUGUCUGCACCGGGCUGUGCCACUGCGGACCCCUGCCCCACGCCUGGCAUUGCAGAAUUGCAUUCUUCAUUCUUUGCAGCCACCAUGUUCUCCCAGAGUGUUGGGGGCCCGUGACGUUCUUGGAAAUUGUCUACGUUGCAUACCUGUAGACCAUGAUUAUAUGGUCUUUUGAACAGAUUUUUGCCUUUAUAAAGCAUUUAGAGAAAAUGCAUAUUCUAAAACAAGUGCUUAAGUGUCAUUUGAAAUUGCAACAUAUUGCUAAAAUAAAACCGUAUUUGUGCCUUUUUUGAA
Myotis brandtii (Brandt's bat) is the source of this 1276-nucleotide messenger RNA. It is a transcript of the gene ADAT2, whose product is annotated as adenosine deaminase, tRNA-specific 2. Lineage: Eukaryota; Metazoa; Chordata; Mammalia; Chiroptera; Vespertilionidae. The record is from RefSeq and is a predicted model, not a curated record. Gene Ontology annotation, biological process: tRNA wobble adenosine to inosine editing. Gene Ontology annotation, cellular component: cytoplasm; nucleus. The transcript is spliced from 6 exons. Gene Ontology annotation, molecular function: zinc ion binding; tRNA-specific adenosine-34 deaminase activity. The coding region runs from base 12 to 665 and encodes 217 amino acids.